AUGGAUAUGUCUUUGGUGGCGACGGGGACUACCUUUCCCCUGGUUUUUACCAUCCAGCAGGCCUUCGCUCGGCGGGAGCGCGCGACGAUCCUCAUUGCGAACAUGAAGGCCUCCCUGGUUGCGCUGUACUACAUGCAUCGGGACAAGUACGAAUCGCUGGCCGAAAGACGGCUCGUUGCAAAGAAGAAGGACGAGUUGUAUGAGCUGUUCCUGCACCGUUUGGAUGUGGAGGAGCGAGGCUUACCACACUUCCAGCGCAGGGUGCACCGUGCUGACCGGCAGGAUCCGGGCCACGUGCACCUCAUGGACUGCUACCGUGCCCUGUCGCUGCUCAGCGUGUUUAACGAGCAACUGACGCUAAAGGCGGGAUAUACGCGGGGAGGUGAAGGCGGCAUGUCUAGGACCAACCAGUAUCUACGCUACAUCAUCAGCAACCUCGAGGAGCUCCGUAUGAUCCGGGAUUAUCGGACGCCUUACAUGAUGCGCGCAGCUUGCGGAAUAUUGCUGCACAUCUUCGCCAUCAUCCUGGCGCCGUACUUCGCGCACUUCUGCGACUCGUGGUUAGCCUUGGGGAAUGACGAGGCCACGUGCCCAGCCGGCUAUGCAGCAGCAGCCGUUUACGUCAUGAUCGUCAUGCUGUUGUACCACACGAUGUACGAUCUUGAGAUGCCUUUCGACGAGCAUGGUCUUGACGAUGUUUUCUUCAUGACAUCUGCGGAGCUGGACGAGGCGAUGGGCAUGCACGCAUCCCUAUCUGGCCGCUCUUCCGCUGACUUGGACAGCAUUGCGGGGUCGUCUCCACGCGAGUCGUUGAGGUUUGGUGUUGGCAUGGAUGGCGUGCCUCACGUGGCGGGGCUCCACAUGCACCACCACACGCUGUCAUCUAAGGACCUGCAAAGCAAUAAGCCUCUACGCACUAUUCCGUCCGAUGACGAGCUCAAGUUAGACGACAGCCCGGAGGGGUCCAAUAACCGCCUGUCGUCGGGUUUGGCAGGAGCUGGGAAGGGGUCGUCGCCAAACGGGUCACCACCGCUGACGCAGUUCAUUUCGUGAUGGAAGUCUGGGUUGGCGCACGACCUUGGCGCGACCCAUAGCCCACUAGUGUACAUUGGCGGAGUGGUGAGUGGAAGGAAAAUAUUGCGUUAAUUUUUGGCGAGGUAUAUGGAUUCACCAGAAGCUUUGUCUCGAUUGACCAGCGUAGCGUACUGCGUGCGAAUGUUUUUCAGCAAUAUUCGCAAGGGUGUUAUGUCCUUAAACAUCACAAUGCAUGUGGCAAUCCACGCUAGCGUUCUAUUUCUGCUGAAUUGGAAGGUUGGAUGGAAGACAACACAUUUCCACACUUCCAAAUUCAUUUCCACACUUCCAAAUUCAUUUCCACACUUCCAAAUUCAUUUCCACACUUCCAAAUUCAUUUCCACACUUCUAAACUGAAAUGUAUGCAUCAUGUAUUCAAUUGCGGAGCCGAUCAAAACCGACCACCCUACGUCCGGCAACAGUUGACGCAUGUCCAGAAUUAUCAAAUCAAUUAUAUCCAUUGGAUGGUAUAUAACUGUUUUUAUCACAUUCCCACAUGGGAAACAUGGCUGUCACAAUGGUCACAAUCCGUUUGUAAUCCUAAUCCUUGGUGCUUGGCAGCGAAGUCAUUUGACCAUUGUGCAUGAAAGCACCGUCAUUACCCUGCUGGGCAGACGAAUACCCCGAUAACACAAAAAGCACAAAUCGAUUUGCACGCAGCCAUUUUUCCAGGCUGUGCAAGGCGACAGCUAUCCUGCUUUACGCGUGUAUUUCAAUAUCCUCCUAUUGCGUGAAAAAGCCCGUCUGUAACUAAUCGAUUAACAAAGGCAAGUGCGUUAUUGUCGACUGCUUUAAACAUGCAUCCCUACAAAAGAACAUAAAAUCUCGAGGUGACGCAUACCCAUUACACCCAUUUCCUGGCACAUUGCUCAUCUCCUCAUUUCCCUGUCGUCCCCGCCGUGCUGCUAGGUCCGUCAUCCCGCUGUAGGUCCUCCAUGGUUGGCACAUUUGCAAUUCGGCUGACGAACUCCUCCGCCAGAUCCAGGUCGUCCUCCGCCUCCUCAAGCUCAUCCACCAGGUCGCUGAUAAUGAAUGUGUCGUACACGUACAUCGCUCCCCCUCCGAUGAUGGACCCCAAGCCGGCCACCAGAAAGUCACGUCGACUAGGCUUGUACCAGGGGGCUGCCUGAUCACAUGCAAGUGUACAUUACCAAGCCAUUACCGUGCAUGAAAAGCAUAUUGAACGCAAGCUAUACCCGUGGAGGAGGCGGAGGAGGAGGUGGCGGGGGUGGCGGCGGCGGUGUGAACGUGUCAACGUUAGGCUGACUGGAUGUCCUGCACGCGACCAUCGACCUUAGGACAGGUCUCAACACAGAGAUUUGUCGUAGUGUACUAUUGAAGUCUAGUCGUGCAUCGCAUUGCACUGGAUACCGGGUAUACAUUUUAAGCUUCACCCAAAACAAAGAACAAUCAAGGCGGCUGCGGAUUUGGCAAUGACACUAAAUGCGACACCGAAGGAG
This is a messenger RNA of Volvox carteri f. nagariensis, 2534 nucleotides long. RefSeq lists its product as uncharacterized. The transcript is spliced from 11 exons. The coding region runs from base 1 to 1053 and encodes 350 amino acids. The record is from RefSeq and is a predicted model, not a curated record. Lineage: Eukaryota; Viridiplantae; Chlorophyta; Chlorophyceae; Chlamydomonadales; Volvocaceae.